Molecule: messenger RNA, 510 nt
Organism: Recurvomyces mirabilis
Lineage: Eukaryota; Fungi; Ascomycota; Dothideomycetes; Mycosphaerellales; Teratosphaeriaceae
Exons: 2
Coding region: 1-510 (169 amino acids)
Biological process (GO): L-methylmalonyl-CoA metabolic process
Molecular function (GO): methylmalonyl-CoA epimerase activity
Source: RefSeq, a predicted model, not a curated record
AUGGCACCGCAAACGCACAAUCGCGUGAUCAACCACAUCGCCGUAUCCGUACCAGAUGUCGCAAAAGCCGUCGACUGGUACAAGGACAUUUUCGGCUUCCAGCUCAUCGGCAACACCAUCCAUCAUGUCAAGCGCAGUGACACACCGGAUGCUGCCAUCUUCUUCAUUUACCCCUCGAGCCUCAAUGAGGUGAAGAUUGCGUACAUGUCGACUGGCAACGGAGUGGGAUUUGAGCUAUUCGAGUUCCUGGACCCCAAAAGCUACACCGCCGAGAACACUUUCGAGUAUCAUCGUGGUGGUUUCUUUCACGCUUGUGUGACUGAUGCUGAUCCCGAUGGCCUGGCUGAUAAGGUAGUGGCAGCAGGAGGCAAGCGGAUUGGGCAGACGGUCGACCCGACAGGUGCUGGUGUCAAGUGUCUCUACACACAAGAUCCGUGGGGAAAUGUGAUGGAGAUUUUGGACAUUAGCUUUGAGAGACUUGCAUGCUUGUCUACGCCAGCAGUCAGAUAG